Messenger RNA from Somion occarium, 2151 nucleotides. NCBI's taxonomy places the organism in Eukaryota, Fungi, Basidiomycota, Agaricomycetes, Polyporales, Cerrenaceae. The record is from the annotation of a GenBank genome assembly.
CAGAAGUCUUCUUUCUCCCCAAGGAAGUGGAUCACCUGUAUCUCUGGUUCAAACCGCUAUGAUUCGAUGUGACCCGAGAUUGGCAGAUGGCAUCUUGCAUUAUAUCCAGAUACGUUCACGGAUAUGUGCGCCUCGAGCUGACUUCGUUGUUUACCUUCUUUCGCUGAGGAAUGGGGGCACUCAGGAGAGUUCCGAUAGUAUUUCCUUGAUGGGGAUCAUAGAGGGGAUGCACCGGGGGCCUUUGUUUGUCUCGGCUAACGCGUAGUCUAAGGUGCUUGUCACCAGUUCACCUGGUAUAAAGAUUGUCACAGAAGUUCGAGACUGUAAUUCCGCUAUGUCGGUUGGCGUCGACCCUAUUGUUUUUGCAGCUUCCCUCCUCAUACUCUUCCUCUCAUGGAAGUUGCUCACUAGAACCAAACCGUUCUUACCACCUGGUCCUCGUCCCCUUCCUAUCAUCGGGAAUGCUUUACUUUGGCCGAAUGACAGCCUCGCAUAUCAUUUAGAACCAUGGAGAAAACGAUUUGGGGAUAUCAUUCGACUGGUUGUUCUUGGGAAACCGGUUGUUUUCCUCACGUCGCACAAAGAUGCUUCUGCUCUCUUCGACAAGAGGGGCUCAAUCUAUUCUAAUCGACCACCGCUUACCAUGGUCAGAGAAUGCUGCGAAGCAUCCAGGAUGGUGCCACGCUAUGGUGCGGAGUCUAGAGUUCCGAGGAAAAUGAUGAAGGAAAUCUUGAAACCAAGUUCAUUGGCUGCCUACGAUACUAUACUGAAGGAUGAGAAUCUCAAAUUAUUGACGGGAUUGCUGGAAUCUCCGGAUGAUUUCCCUCACCAACUUCGGCGGAUGUCCACGUCGUUUGUUUUGCGGGUUAUUUAUGGAUACAAGAUGGCAUCCGACGACGAUUACUUUGUUAAACUGGGUGAGAAGGGGGUGCAGAUUUUUGAACGAGCCUGCGUCGGAGCAUGGGCAGUCAAUUUCUUCCCUUCAUUGAGAUUCCUGCCUGGUUGGCUCCCGGGUGUCCAAUUCAAGCGCACCGCCUCUCAGUGGAGGGAAACCCUGAAGGAAUGGAGAGAGGCUCCGUACCAAUUUACAAAAUCUCAGUUGGCAGAGGGUGAAGCUAAUCAUUCAUUUGUCGCGGAUCUACUUGAGUACCGUCAAUUCCUACUUGACGAUGAAGAAUAUGAAGAGGCCGUAAAAUUUGCAGCCGUCACCCUGUAUGGAGGUGGUGCGGACACUUUCGUAGCCUCCAUGUGGAGUUUCAUCCUCGCUAUGACUCUUCAUCCUGAGAUACAGAAGAAGGCUCAGGCUGAAAUUGAUGGAGUCACCCGUGGAGAACGGCUCCCUGACUUCUCAGAUCUGAAAUUCAUGCCAUUUGUUGAAGCUGUCUUUCAAGAGACGUUGCGUUGGGGCUGCCCAGUUACACUCAGUCUUCCCCAUUUUGUUGACGUCGAUGACGAAUAUAAGGGCUAUAUCAUUGAGAAGAAGACAACGAUUGUCGGCUCACUUUGGCACUUCCUCAAUGACACUUCAUUGUACCAAAACCCGGAGCGAUUCGAUCCUACCCGAUUCUCUGAGCGCAAUGAAUGCCUUGCUUCGGCGUUUGCUUUCAGUGUGGGUCGUAGGCGCUGCCCCGCUGCGCAUCUCGCAGAAAAGACAAUAAGACUUAAUAUAGCGCGUGUCCUCGCUACUUUCGAUAUUCGCCCUCCACUGAAUGCAAAAGGGGAUGAAGUAAUGCCGGAGGUUGUGUGGAACAAGGAUGUUAUAAGACAUCCUCAACGUUUCAAUUGUCGGAUUUUGCCUCGUUCUAAAGAUACUCUGAGGCUAAUCCAGCGCGAAUUAGCUGGUAUCGAGAAGUAAUAUUGUAAUCCGAGUUGUACUGCGAUAUACGUGUUCAUGUUUUGCUCCCCUCCCUUGCUCCUUUCUCUCUCAAAAAAUACAGAAGUAGCCUACGUGUUCCUGAGACCGCUCCCUCAUCCAGUUUCUCGCCAACAUGCUAGCGAUCAUGUGUGCAGCUUCAUUCCGACCACACCCACGUUAAGACUGAUAGGCUCCAAUGCUGGGCAUGUAAUCGUACUGCCUCGGGCAUGUUUGCUCACCCCGUUUGAAUGCAGUUCAUACUAUCGUCGCUUUAUGGCCGAGCGUAAAUCUACUGC